Messenger RNA from Rhagoletis pomonella (apple maggot), 418 nucleotides. RefSeq lists its product as uncharacterized. NCBI's taxonomy places the organism in Eukaryota, Metazoa, Arthropoda, Insecta, Diptera, Tephritidae. The record is from RefSeq and is a predicted model, not a curated record.
AAUACAGAUUUAUGAGAACAAUACAUGCAGGUUAUGGCUGAGUACCAGGAAAAAGCCUACGUAAGGCGUUUGAGUGAGGCGGAAGCACAGCAGCGGGCCCGAAGAACCUGGUACUUACCACAUUUUGGAGUGCGCAGCUUAAACAAACCAGAAAAGCUGCGAUUAGUAUUUGACGCUGCAGCUGAAACAGAUGGCGUUUCUCUAAAUUCAGCCCUGCUAAGCGGACCUGACUUGGGUCAACCGCUAACGAUGGUUUUAAUGAAAUUCAGGCAGAAACCAAUUGGAGUUUGUGCAGAUGUGGUAGAGAUGUUCCAUCAGGUGCGGAUACAACGCCAGGAUCAAGAUGAACAACGGUUCCUGUGGAGAAGGAAACCAGCGGCACCCGUUGUGGACUACGUGAUGACGGUGAUGACAUUUG